GAUCGAUACCAGAGCCGGUACCAGAGGACCAGCCGGUACCAGAGGACCAGCCGGUACCAGAGGACCAGCCGGUACCAGAGGACCAGCGCUGAUCAGGAAGUUCUCCCUCCAAGCAGGGAGCUGCAGCUCUGAGGGCCAGCGGCCCUUAGAGACGCGCUGAGGCGGUUUGACUUUAACUUCAUUUGUAGUAAUGAACCGGGCAACUGGGAGCUAAAGACGGGGGCAGAAUAAACUCCAGGGCAGGAAACUGAACACGGAAGAGGGACAAAGAAAAGCUGGAGAGACAAAGAAAAGCUGGAGGGACAAAGAAAAGCUUUUCAAAGAGGUUGAAAGACAGAAGCGCCCUCUCCUGGAGCCUGCAGGAACAGCAGAUGUGGAGAUCUGGAAACAUGGAGGAGUUUUUCUUCUGCAUCGACUGAAUGAACUCUGGACUUCCUGUUCUGGAAUCUGAAUCGUCUGGUGACCAGAGCAACGUGGCGUCAUGGCGUCUGCAGAACCUGUGCCAGAUGUUGUGGAACCGUUGAAGCGCUACAGUAGCAACGACCUGCUGCAUCCAGACAUGUCUGAGCAGAAGGAUGAAGGUUUAACUGUGGCUGAGAAACGCAAACCUCUGAACCUGGUUCUGUUUGGCUCAAGAGAACCACUGAAGACGGCAGCAGCCAAGGUCAUCCUAGGUCAGCCAGAUCUUCCUCCAGAGAGGCUCAGGAAGCAGGGAGAGGUGUUUGGACGUGGGGUUUCUCUGGUGCAGCUGCCUGCCUUGGAUGGAAAAGCUCAGCAGGAAGUGAUGGAGGAAUCCUUCAGGUGUGUCUCCCUCUGUGAUCCUGAGGGUGUCCACGCCUUCAUCCUGGUCCUGCCUGUGGGUCCCCUCACUGAUGAAGACAAGGGAGAGUUACACACCAUCCAGGACACAUUCAGCUCCAGAGUCAAUGACUUCACCACCAUCCUCUUCACUGUGGAGUCAGACCCUAAACAUCCAGCUGUUGGGAACUUUAUAAAGGAGAACAGACACAUCCAGGAUCUCCUCCAGAUCUGUGGAGGAAGAUAUUUAGUUCUGGACAUCAGAGACAGACGGCAGAUCCCAGAACUGAUGGAGACGCUGGAGACGAUUUGUGGUGAAACGUCCAGCGUUUUCUCAACAGACCUGUUCACCAAGGUGCUGAUUGAGAGGAUUUUAAAAGUUGAAGCAGAACUACAGGAUGUGAAACAGAAGAGUGAAGAUGAGCAACAGACAACAAAACAACUCAGGAAAGAGACAGAAGAAGUAAAGAAAAGGGAAGAAGAGCUGAAGAAGAAACACAGAGACGAUAUUAAAACUCUGCAAUCUCAACAUGAGCAGCAAAGAAAACAGCUGGAAGAAAAGGAUGAAAUAAUGGAGAGUGAAGGAAAGAAGAGAAAGAAGGAGCGUGAAGAAGAGGAAAAAAACUGGAGAAAACAGGAAGAACUGCAGCGAAAAGAGUGGAGACAAAAACUAGAUGCUUCAGAAAACCGAGUGAAAGUUGAGCGAGAGCAAAGAGAGGCGGCUGAGCAGAGGCUGGAUCAGUGCAGACGAGAGCGGAUCAGGGAGCGGGACGCUUGGGACAGAGAGAAGGCCGGCAUCCUGGAGCGAAUGCACCAGGACCUGAAGCAGAACCUGCAGGAGACCAGGCAGAACCUGGAGGAGGAGCGGGCCCGCAACAGGAAGCUGCAGGAGGACUUCUACCAGAAGAGGAGGAAGUGGACGUAUCUGGCAUUCGCUUUGCUGCUGACUCUAGUUUCAUUAUAUGUGUAUCAGAGCCAUUAG
Poeciliopsis prolifica (blackstripe livebearer) is the source of this 1780-nucleotide messenger RNA. Its product is annotated as golgin subfamily A member 6-like protein 7. The record is from RefSeq and is a predicted model, not a curated record. The transcript has 5 exons. Gene Ontology annotation, molecular function: GTP binding. Lineage: Eukaryota; Metazoa; Chordata; Actinopteri; Cyprinodontiformes; Poeciliidae. The coding region runs from base 482 to 1780 and encodes 432 amino acids.